AGAGAGAGAAGCACAAGGAAAUCCUGGCAGUGGAUGCAGAAUGGGAGCGUCGCCAGCUUGUUUAUAAGGAAGUGAGCGCUCCAAAGCGGCAGCAUAGUUGCGUGUUUUGUGCAGACGAAGAGCGUGGCCACCGUCGGACAGCAUGAGAGCCCUCGUCCUGUUUGUGUGCCUGUCAGUGGGCUGCCUGGCUCAGAAACCACAGCGAUGCAAAUCCCCCCCACUGCUGACUGGAAGCUUCUCUGUGUCCACCGCAAAUGAGAAGCUGAUGGCCUUUGCCAAGUACAGCUAUGAUGCACUGGGAAAGCGCAUCCGCCUCAGAGAAGUUGGAUCUUUUAAAAAGAAGACCUUCCACACUGAUGUCCUUCUGCUCUACAAACUGGGUGUCAUGUAUAAGAUCAACAACAGGAACCGCACGUGCUGCAAGAAGCGACUGGGUGCACAUUUCCACCCGCUGGAGAUCCCACGGAAUGCCUCUCUGCUGGGGCAGGUUGUGUUGGGAAGCUCCUCUGGUCCAGGACAGGGUCUCCUGGUCAACACCUGGGCAGGAGAGCUGCGGAUGAAAAAGGGAUCAGCGAAGUACAUGGCCACCGUCACAGAGUUUGGAUGCAUUCCUGUCAGCACUCUGUUUCACACCGACAAGAGUGGAUGGGUGGUGACCAGCUUCUUCAACAAUGUCAUCGGACUCGUGGACCCUCACCACUUCAUCCCUCCAAAAUUCUGUAAGGAUGCCAAGCUGGAGAUCGAGGAUGGAGAGGAUCCAGUGACCUUCUACAGCUCGUUUUAAAACAAAGCCAGUUUCAAGAAUUCAGUGCACUGUGACGAUGACUACUGUAUAUGACUCUUUGCACUAUUUUGUCACUUUGUUUUCAGUGGCCAUCUUGCUGCAGUAGCGUUUGUGAGCAAACUGUCUGUGUAACACUAAUGUCAGUCAAUUUUAAUGAAUACAUGUGUUGGGGUUUAAUAGUCUGAUAUUUGUGAGGACAAAACAUUUAUAUUGUUCUCACGUUGAAAAUCAUUUAUGCAUUUAUACAAAUACAGGUGAAGUGAGAAAUGAUAUGUAGCCUACAAUAAUUUCACUUGUGCCUGAACAGGAAACAUACAUGUAUGUCAGUUGUGUUUUUAUUUGUGCUUUUUUCUUUUUGCCAAAUAUUAAAUCAGUUGAUGAGAUA
This is a messenger RNA of Acanthopagrus latus (yellowfin seabream), 1169 nucleotides long. RefSeq names its product ependymin-2-like. Gene Ontology annotation, cellular component: extracellular region; lysosome. The record is from RefSeq and is a predicted model, not a curated record. Bases 143 to 784 code for a protein of 213 amino acids. The transcript is spliced from 6 exons. NCBI's taxonomy places the organism in Eukaryota, Metazoa, Chordata, Actinopteri, Spariformes, Sparidae. Gene Ontology annotation, molecular function: calcium ion binding. Gene Ontology annotation, biological process: cell-matrix adhesion.